Molecule: messenger RNA, 2091 nt
Organism: Pyrgilauda ruficollis (rufous-necked snowfinch)
Lineage: Eukaryota; Metazoa; Chordata; Aves; Passeriformes; Passeridae
Gene: SKP1
Product: S-phase kinase associated protein 1
Exons: 6
Coding region: 363-854 (163 amino acids)
Biological process (GO): SCF-dependent proteasomal ubiquitin-dependent protein catabolic process
Cellular component (GO): cytoplasm; nucleus
Molecular function (GO): cullin family protein binding
Source: RefSeq, a predicted model, not a curated record
GCGGCGCCUCAGGCCGCGGGGAGGGGCCCUGGCCUCCGUCUAUUGUGCGGCUUCUGCCGCGGCUCCGUCGCUGCCUGAAAAACCCUCCACCAUCCGCUGCUUCCCCUCGAACUCGUUUCGGCUCCGCUGCUCCUCCGCACCUCGCGGAAGGCGGCGCGAGUACCGGAUUUCACCGUUUGGGAGCCGCCGUGGGGUGUUUUGCUCAGGCGUUCGCGGCGGGCAGCCCGGGCGUUGCGAGGCGGCGAGAGGCGGGUCCUUCCCCCCCAUCCCCCGCUCGGUAUAAGAGCGCCGCCGCAGUCAGGCCCGAGCGCCGCCGCCGCCUCCUCACGGUCCGUUCGCGGAGCCGCUGCCGCCGCCUCACGAUGCCUUCAAUUAAACUGCAGAGUUCAGAUGGAGAAAUCUUCGAAGUUGAUGUGGAAAUUGCAAAACAGUCUGUGACUAUAAAGACUAUGCUGGAAGAUUUGGGAAUGGAUGAUGAAGGUGAUGAUGACCCAGUCCCUCUUCCAAAUGUUAAUGCAGCCAUCUUAAAAAAGGUGAUUCAGUGGUGCACCCAUCACAAGGAUGAUCCACCUCCUCCUGAGGAUGAUGAGAACAAAGAAAAGAGAACAGAUGACAUCCCUGUGUGGGAUCAAGAGUUUCUGAAAGUAGACCAAGGAACACUUUUCGAACUUAUCCUGGCUGCAAAUUACUUGGACAUCAAAGGUUUGCUGGAUGUCACAUGCAAGACAGUGGCAAACAUGAUCAAGGGGAAAACUCCAGAAGAAAUUCGCAAGACAUUCAAUAUUAAGAAUGACUUCACUGAAGAGGAAGAAGCACAGGUACGUAAGGAGAACCAGUGGUGUGAAGAGAAAUGAAGUAUUGUGCCUGACACUCGAACACUGUAAGGAUUGUUCCAAAUACUAGUUGCACUGCCCUGUUCAUAAUUGUUAAUAUUAGACAAAUGCAGCAGCAAAUGAAGUUGUGUUAGCAGGAUGUUGUUCCCUUUGCAUGUGUAGUGUUUUUUUUGAGUACAGAUCUAGAUCUCUGAGUUUUUACUAGUGUAAUUGGAUGUCUUUUUACUUUGCAAUGAAUAAAACUGAACUAAGUGUGGAUUCUGUAUGGGAAGUAGCACUUAAGGUUAUCAUCUUCAUUACACUUUUAAACUGUUGAAGUCCAGAUAUAGUGCUAAGGAUUGACUCUGUUGUAAAUAAAAACAUCUAUGACUUCCUCCUCAAGAAGAGCAAAACACAUGUAUUUACAGGGUAUUGAUAACUUCAGAAAGAAAAAUAAACCAGAAUGUGUCUUGGGGAACUAGAUAAUAUAAAAAAGUUACUGGAUUUCUUACAAAAGCAUUGUGGAAAAAAGUUAAGUGUUACUUAAAGCUAUAUAAUUUUCAAGAUGGUUCUUGUCCUGCAUUUAAAAAAAAUUAAAUAUUUGACCACUUUCUUGUCCUUUUAGUCUUGCCUUAUAGACUAGUGAAAAUGUGAUUUAGAACUGAACAAGCUCCUGACAGUUAAGUUUGAAUACUUCAGCCAUGUCUUGAAGACCUGCCUCUAGGUGAUAGCAAAUAAAGUGUGUUGCUUUAUGCACAGGAUGGGUGUGUUUUUAUAAUUGUUACUGUUUCAAGUGGAAUCCAGAUUUGACCAAAAAUGACUGACAUUACCAAAGUUAAUAUUAUUGACCUGUGCAUGCUAUUAGUGGCUGGUUUUUAGGCAGUUUGAAAGACCCUUGUGAUGUAGCUCUUGGAAACAUGGUUUCAUGUGUCCACAGGAAAUCUUAUGCCUCUGUAUGUGAUACUUCAGCUUGUAGAGACUUAAUUAUUGCAUACAAAGCUAAUGCAAUAUCAAGCUUAACUUCUUUGGACAAAGCCACUUGCAACUAGUUAAACAGUAACUGGUUUUCUGAUUUUUUUUUUUUUUUACAGUUCCCUUAUAGGGAGUAGGGGGAUGGUUGUGUGGUAGAUCUUUGAGGUGUGCUCUUAGCUUGUAUUGCAUUCCAUUCUCUGUAUAAACCUUAGAGUAGAAUGAACCUUAAUAAACAUACUUAUCUCACUUGAAAUAUUGGUGUUUCACUUCUGAAUUAAUAAAGGGCUUUUAAACUUUUGUUUGCAAA